Molecule: messenger RNA, 765 nt
Organism: Linum trigynum
Lineage: Eukaryota; Viridiplantae; Streptophyta; Magnoliopsida; Malpighiales; Linaceae
Source: the annotation of a GenBank genome assembly
AUGAAGAAAGGAAAGUUGGAGCAUGAUCUGGGCAACGAGAAUCAAGGACAAGCAAACAAAAAUGGGAAAGGAGGCUAUAAAAUUAAAGACGGAGAGAUGGCCUCGUCUGCAACUAUGGCGACAAAAAUCACGGAGCCUCAACGUUCACAAGGUCAAGAAAGGAAAGGGAACUCUUUGGGUAAGGAAGGAGACAGUUCGACACGGGUGGGCAGAGAUCUUAAUAAAGGGAAGGAAAUCAUGCAUGAAGACAAGGCACUGGGUAAAGGCAUCUUGGGCUCUGGCCCAACCCAGAUUGAUUGUGUGACUAGUGUCUCCCAGCCCAAACAGGCCUCUAACAAGGCCUCUACUUCGGCGCAAGCGGCCGCUUCUUCUUCCGAUCGCCCUAAUCAAGCAGAACCUUUGAUCGCGGGCCCUGGGCCCAUAUCGGAAAGAAGGCCCCUUCUCAUUAACCAACCCCCGGUCCAACUGGUUGUUGGCCCGAAAGGAAAUAAGAUGCAGAUCGUGGCCGUCCCCUCGUCGCCAAAGAAGAAACAGCAGCCGGACUCCAGUUCUCCGUCGGCUGCAGAGCGCACCAAAUCGAACAGGAAUUCUCGGCUCCAUUCUAAGAAGGAUUCUACGCCUGUGAAGUUUCAGGCCUCCAAGGCUCUUCAAAUAUGGUCCCCUGUGAAAGAUAAGAAGAACAAAUCAAGAACCAGAUUGGCGACUCUUACGUUUCAAGAGAUUAACGCCUGGACUGGAGCGGCGGUUCAAGCUGAUCGAAGCUAA